AUGUUUGGGGAGAGGGUGUUGCGAGCAGCGACGGCUCUCGUGCUCAUCGUGGGAUCCUGGGAGGAGGGUGCAUUUUCUGUUCGGAGACGUGGCAAGCUAACCCCAAACCGGCGUGGUGUGCGUUUUCCAGGGUCCCUGGUGAGAACCUUCACUCCGUUUUACUUCCUGGAGGAGCCGCGGGACGUGCUGGCGGUGCGGGGGGCCGCCGUGGUGAUGAACUGCUCGGCCCACUGCGACCCCGCGCCCCGGAUCGAGUGGAAGAAGGACGGGACCUUCCUCAACCUGGUGUCGGACGACCGGCGGCAGCUGCUGCCCGACGGCUCCCUGCUGAUCAGCUCUGUGGUGCACUCCAAGCACAACAAGCCCGACGAGGGCCAUUACCAGUGCGUGGCCACCGUGGACAGCCUGGGCACCAUCGUCAGCAGGACGGCCAAGCUCACCGUGGCAGGCCUGCCCAGGUUCACGAGCCAGCCGGAGCCCACGGCGGUGCCCCGGGGCGGCAGUGCCGUGCUGAGCUGCGACGCCAACGCCGACCUGGCCCCGUUCGUGCGGUGGGAGCAGGACCGGCAGCCGGUGCCGCUGGACCAGCGGGUGCUGCAGUUGCCCAGCGGGGCCCUGGUGAUCAGCAACGCCUCCGACAGCGACCGGGGGCUGUACCGCUGCCUCCUGGAGGGCUCUGCCGGCCCCAAGUACAGCGACGAGGCCGAGCUCACAGUCCUGCCAGAGCCCGAGGAGCCGCAGCCCCUGACGUUCCUGAGGCAGCCGUCGGCCCUGUCCAGGCUGAGCGGGCAGAGCGCCCUGUUCCCCUGCGUCGCCACGGGAUUCCCAACUCCCUCCAUCAGGUGGACAAGAAAUGAGGAAGAGCUCCUCACAGAAGGGUCCGGGCGGUUCCAGCUGCUGGCCGGGGGCUCCCUGGAGAUCCGGGACGUGGGCGAGGGGGACGCCGGGACCUUCACCUGCAUCGCUGAGAGCGGCAACGACACGGCGGCGGCCCAGGCAGAGCUCACGGUGCAAGUUCCCCCCGAGUUCCUGAAGCGACCUGCCAACAUCUACGCUCACGAGUCCAUGGACAUCGUGUUCGAGUGUGAGGUGACCGGGAAACCCACCCCCACCGUGAAGUGGGUCAAGAACGGAGACGUGGUGAUCCCCAGUGACUACUUCAAAAUUGUUAAAGAACAUAACCUGCAAGUUUUGGGUCUGGUGAAGUCUGAUGAAGGAUUCUACCAGUGCAUUGCAGAAAAUGAUGUUGGGAAUGCACAGGCUGGAGCCCAGCUGAUAAUCCUUGACCUUGCACCAGCCACAGCAGGACCCCUGCCCUCGGCCCCGCGGGACGUCGUGGCCACCCUCGUGUCCACCCGCUUCAUCAGGCUCACCUGGAGGCCACCAGUGUCAGACCCUCAGGGGGACAACCUCACCUACUCCAUCUUCUACACCAAGGAAGGGAUCAACAGGGAACGCGUUGAAAAUACGAGUCGUCCUGGAGAGACACAAGUGAUGAUCCAAAACCUGAUGCCAGAGACAGUUUACGUGUUCCGAGUCGUGGCUCAGAACAGGCACGGCCCCGGGGAGAGCUCGGCUCCGCUCAAGGUGGCAACGCAGCCCGAGGUCCAACUGCCCGGCCCGGCUCCCAACAUCCGUGCGUAUUCCGGCUCCCCCACCUCCGUCACCGUCACCUGGGAGACGCCGCUCUCGGGCAACGGGGACAUCCAGAACUACAAACUCUACUACAUGGAGAAGGGGCAGGACACCGAGCAGGACGUGGACGUGGCAGGGCUGUCCCACACGGUCACUGGGCUGAAGAAGUUCACCGAGUACAGCUUCCGGGUGGUCGCCUACAACAAGCACGGCCCCGGCGUCUCCACCCACGACGUUGUCGUCCGCACCCUCUCGGAUGUCCCCAGUGCUCCACCACAGAAUCUGACGCUGGAGGUACGGAAUUCCAAGAGCAUCCUGCUGCAGUGGCAGCCCCCUCCCACAGGGACCCACAGCGGGCAAAUCACCGGCUACAAAAUCCGCUACCGGAAGGUUUCGCGCAAGAGCGACGUCACCGAGAGCGUGGGGGGCACCCAACUGUCCCAGCUCAUCGAGGGGCUGGAGCGAGGCACCGAGUACAGCUUCCGAGUGGCUGCCAUGACCGUGAACGGCACCGGCCCCGCCACCGACUGGGUGUCAGCGGAGACCUUCGAGAGCGACCUGGACGAAACUCGUGUUCCUGAGGUUCCAAGCUCCCUGCACGUCCGUCCCCUGGUCACCAGCAUCGUGGUGAGCUGGACCCCCCCGGAGAACCAGAACGUGGUGGUGAGGGGCUACGCCAUCGGCUACGGCAUCGGCUCCCCCCACGCCCAGACCAUCAAGGUGGACUAUAAACAGAGAUACUACACCAUCGAGAACCUGGACCCGAGCUCCCACUAUGUGAUCACCCUGAAGGCCUUUAACAACGUGGGGGAAGGGAUCCCUCUGUACGAGAGCGCCGUGACCCGGCCCCACUCCGACACUUCCGAGGUUGAUUUGUUUGUUAUUAAUGCUCCAUACACUCCAGUGCCAGACCCGUCUCCCAUGAUGCCCCCGGUGGGAGUUCAGGCUUCCAUCCUGAGCCACGACACCAUCCGGAUCACGUGGGCAGACAACUCUCUGCCCAAGAACCAGAAGAUCACGGACGCUCGGUACUACACAGUGCGCUGGAAAACCAACAUCCCGGCCAACACCAAGUACAAGACUGCCAAUGCCACCACCCUGAGCUAUUUGGUGACGGGGCUGAAGCCCAACACCCUGUACGAGUUCUCGGUGAUGGUGACCAAGGGCCGCAGAUCCAGCACCUGGAGCAUGACAGCACAUGGGACCACCUUUGAACUAGUGCCCACUUCCCCUCCCAAGGACGUGACCGUGGUGAGCAAGGAGGGCAAGCCCCGGACCAUCAUCGUGAACUGGCAGCCCCCCUCCGAGGCCAACGGCAAGAUCACAGGAUACAUCAUCUACUACAGCACCGACGUGAACGCCGAGAUCCACGACUGGGUCAUCGAGCCGGUCGUGGGGAACAGACUGACCCACCAGAUCCAGGAGCUGACCCUGGACACGCCCUAUUACUUCAAAAUCCAGGCCAGGAACUCCAAGGGAAUGGGGCCCAUGUCCGAGGCCGUGCAGUUCAGAACCCCCAAAGCUGAGUCCUCAGAUAAAAUGCCCAAUGACCAAGCUUCGGGAUCUGCAGGGAAGGGAAGUCGCCCCGUGGACUUAGGACCAGACUACAAACCCCCCCUUGGAGGCAGUAACAGUCCCCAUGGAAGUCCUACCUCUCCCCUGGACAGCAACAUGCUCCUGGUGAUCAUCGUGUCCGUGGGGGUGAUCACCAUCGUGGUCGUGGUGAUCGUCGCCGUCUUCUGCACCCGCCGCACGACCUCGCACCAGAAAAAGAAACGUGCUGCCUGCAAAUCAGUGAAUGGCUCCCACAAGUACAAGGGGAACUCCAAAGAUGUCAAGCCUCCUGACCUUUGGAUUCAUCAUGAGAGACUGGAGCUCAAACCCAUUGAUAAGUCUCCAGAUCCCAAUCCCAUCAUGACAGACACCCCAAUCCCUCGCAACUCCCAAGACAUCACCCCAGUUGACAAUUCCAUGGACAGCAAUAUCCACCAGAGGCGGAAUUCCUACAGAGGACACGAGUCCGAGGACAGCAUGUCCACGCUGGCAGGAAGGAGGGGGAUGAGGCCCAAGAUGAUGAUGCCUUUUGAUUCUCAGCCACCUCAGCCUGUGAUUAGUGCUCAUCCCAUCCAUUCACUCGAUAACCCCCACCACCAUUUCCACUCCGGCAGCCUCGCCUCUCCAACCCGCAGCUACCUCCACCACCAGCCCAGCCCCUGGCCCCUGGGCACAGCCUUGUCCCACUCAGACAGGGCCAAUUCCACAGAGUCCGUCCGGAACACGCCCAGCACGGACACGCUGCCGGCGCCCUCGGCCCCGCCGGGCACCGACCACCAGGACCCUGAGGGCUCCACGGGCUCGUACCUGGGCACUGCCCAGGAGGAGGACCCUGCCCAGGGCCUGCCCACUGCCCACGUCCGCCCGUCACACCCGCUCCAAGAGCUUCGCGCUGCCCGCUGGUUCCCCCCGGCCGGGCCUCCUACGACCUGCCCUGCCCAGCACCCCCCUGCUGACCAGCAAGCUCCCACCCACCCUGUUCACUCGGUGAAGACCGCGUCCAUCGGGACCUUGGGAAGGACUCGCCCUCCCAUGCCCGUGGUCGUUCCCAGUGCCCCCGACGUGCAGGAGACCACCCGGAUGCUGGAGGACUCGGAAAGCACCUACGAGCCGGAUGAGCUGACCAAAGAGAUGGCCCACCUGGAAGGACUGAUGAAGGACCUCAAUGCCAUCACCACGGCGUGACCACCUCCCCGGGACGUGACUCCAAACCGCUCCGCAAGUCGUGGGACUCAGCCUUGGAACGCAAGGAAUUGUACAGAGGAAAAAAAAAAAAAAGGAAAAAAAAGAGGAAAAAAAAAAACAAACAACAAACCAGAAAGAGGGACAGCACAUGAGAGCAAUGUGGGAAGGAGAGGAACCAACCAGAGGGGACCUGUGUGUCACUGUCCUGCAGGGAAGUCUUGGCCCUGUGAAUUCCAGUGCCCUGUGGGCCGGGCGGGAUGGGACACACCAGGCUGGACUCCAGACACAAGGAAAGCAAACGGACUCGCCGUUAGUUUUGUUCUGGUCAGGUUUUGUCUCAGUGGUGUGAUUGCCCUGCCUUUUCAGUGUUGGACAUUGGCAUUUAUGUACAAUUUUAUUUGUGUUUUUAUUUUAUCUUUUUUUUAUAAAAAGGAAAAAAAUAUUGUAAUUAAAAAAAAAAAAAGGGAGAAACUGUUGUUUUCCACAGCCUAGGCUGAGGUUUGACUGCUUGUUCUAUUGUGUAUGGAAAUUCAUUGCCAGUGUGGGUUGUUCUGUUUUUGUUUUUUAUUCUGCGUACAAUUACGUCCCCUUCUGGCAGUUAAUCCAUGGCCUUUUGGGAUGCUGCACUGCUCUUUGUAAGCUUUUUUUAUUAUUUUUAUAUUAUAAUUAUUAAAAGCCUGACUUUCUCCUCUCAUCACUGUGAGAUUACCAGUCUGUUUGAAUUGAAAUGUAAUUUGAAAGGCUUGUUUGUCGCUUUUUGUGCAGUUUCAAUAUUUUGAGUGGGGGGAAAAGUAGCUGGGGAAGGGGAGGGGGUCCAGGGGGAGGGGUCAUUCCUGUUGUUUUCAUGUCUUUCUCCAGUGACUGGAAAGACUGAAGAACACGAAGCAUCUUCUGUAACGUCCUUCCUUGUCCCUUUAGCAUCACUGUGUCUCUGGUCACUGAACUGCAGUGAGAGUCUCAUUUAGAAACAUUGCCAGAACUUCCUCCUGUAAAUUGGGGUUCCUUAUGCUUAGAUGACACUACAUGCAGCUUAUUUUGGCAACUGUUUUGUUGUUGUUAGCUAAAGAUGCAUCAUGAACCUUGCAAGUGCAGAGUGAGGGCUCAGCACAGGCCCCAGGGCUGGGGUGGAGCUCCCUGGGCUCCCAGAAGGAGGGAACUGUGGGCCCUUCCAUCCCCACACACCACAUCCUGCCUGUGGGAACGCUCCCUGCCCACAGCAGCACGUCCAGCCCCAGUGCAGUGUCUCCAUCCCAGGCCACUCGAACAAGGGCCAGCUCUGGAGUAUUCCCCAGAGACAGAAACAAGGCAAAAAUGUAUUUUUUUACACUUUGGAAAACCAUGUAAAAAGAAAACCAGUAUUAGUGACUCAGGUGCUGUUCACACAUCUGUCUGGAAAGGAAGGGAAGGUCAAAGGGAAGGACAAGGGUUUUCCUUUUCUCCAUGUGUGAUUGCCUGGCUCUGCCCUUCCCUGGAAACGGGCUGUAGCUCAGUAAAGUAACCAAACCCACCCCCAGGUGCCUGAUGAACUCGUGUGCAAUUCCACUGCCAGAACAAAAGGAAACUCCAACUUACUGCUGGUUCAGAGGGGAAUCUGUUCCUCCUGGGAUUUGGGAUCUCGGGGACAGGCAGGUCCAGGUGUUUUGGGGUCCCUGCUGUGGCUCUGCCAGGGCUGGGCCUGUGGGAGCAGCAGGAGGGAAUGCUGGAACUGCUGCAGCUCCAGUAACAAACAGGAGUUCUGCUGCUUUUACUUUGUUCCCCACUGAACUGAACUAAAGCUUCUGGUCUCCAAGAGAGGGGAGAGCCAUGGAAUCACCUGGAGAGCAGCUGGGAUGGUGCUGUAGUGUCACUUCCUUUCUUUUCCUGGACUCUGUGUUGUCAUUUCUGGGACAUUUCCUGCCUUUAUUUAUUCUUUGAGGGAGGGGAGGGAAUCAAAUUAAUUGGGGCACUGUGGGCCACCUGGAUAACUGAUGUUUAGACUUUUAAUCAGUACAAUUCAGGGCAAAAUAAGCUACAGAAUAUGUGUUGAAAGAAUAAAAAUGCACACCCUGGCCUGGAAGGAGGGUGUGAACCUUUUCCUUUGCCUAUUUUUUACCUGUACCCAAAGAAAUACCAUCCUACAAACACAGUAUUCCUGGCUGGGGGGGGGUCUUUGUGAAUAUUCCUUAUGUAUAACACCAUGAAUGUUAAUAUUGUCAUUGAAUUUGGGGAGGGGGAAUAUUUUUAAUGAUAAAACAACUGUUCAAAGUUGGUUUUUUAAGGUUAAACUGAAAAAAAAAAAGAAAAAACAUUUAUUCAAUUCAGUGUACAAUCUGUAUUGCACUUUUUCACAUUUUAAUGCUACGUUUUCUUACAUAUCCUGUGAUUUUAAAUUUGGAACAUUGUGUAUCCUUGUAGUGUCAUAGUCAAGCUGUUGAGUGACAGCUUCCCUCAGACAUUUGGGGAAAAAAAGAACCAAACCUGUAUAUUGUUUUAUGAUUCUCAUGUAGAAUAAUUUUGAGGGCUGCUGUAGACGUCGACCUUUCUGUACAAUUUUUUUUUGCUUUUCUGUAGUAUUUGCUGUAUCCUCUAUGGCUUUUUUUAAUAACUUCAUGUUUAUUAUUUGGUAUUGGACAUCCAAUACACUUUUUUUAAUCCAAUCAA
This is a messenger RNA of Manacus vitellinus (golden-collared manakin), 7014 nucleotides long. RefSeq names its product neogenin 1 (gene NEO1). The record is from RefSeq and is a predicted model, not a curated record. Gene Ontology annotation, biological process: cell-cell adhesion. The transcript is spliced from 28 exons. Gene Ontology annotation, molecular function: protein binding. Lineage: Eukaryota; Metazoa; Chordata; Aves; Passeriformes; Pipridae. Gene Ontology annotation, cellular component: membrane. Bases 1 to 4374 code for a protein of 1457 amino acids.